UAUUGUUUGAGGGAAUGACAAACCAUGACGGGUGUUCUGUGAAUCUCUAGUCGUUUUGUUUGGUAUUUUCUUGCGGUUAUGCCUACAGAUCAGGUCUACCGUAAGUCAGGAAGCCCUCAGGCUUCUACCGAAGUCUCUUCUUUGCAACUCAAUCGGACUAAAAACAAAGAAGCUCUCGAAAAAAGUCUUAAAUCCAGACGUUCGGUAAAGGAGUUAGUCAAUCAGGGGAUAUUGUUAAAUCCUUCAAUUUCCCAUCCUGACAAAGUUCGGCAGUUACAAAGAGCCAAGACCAGCGAUUUGUUAAAAAGAAAAAUUGAACAAAGACCAGAUAGGCAGUACCUUAUCAGUCAUCAUAUUUUACGAGAUGAUAAACCGGGCACUUCACCUUUCAUACUUGAACAGUGUCACAAUUUAGAGAAGUCACAGUUGAAGGAAACACUCGCUACCAAGCUAAUCUCCCGACCUGGUUCUUUGGAGCUGGUUGAAAAAGGUGUUCUCCAGGUGGACCCUGGAGUUGACUCACUUAUCAGACAAGGUUCUAUUCAAUAUCCUAGAGUGGAGCCAACUUUUUCAGAUAGGAUUUCAAGUGAUCGACUACAACCUAUUCAAGAAUUAACUAAUAUACCACCACCACCUCCACUUUCACUGAGUACAAAGGUGCAUAAUAAUUCUGGUCGCGUUGCUUCUGGGCGAAGUCGUCUGAACAGUUCAAGCAAGUCAUCCAGUAGUCGGGCGAUUCGGGAUGACACAGUUGUUUCCAAACUAGGAUCAUUAGUCUUUCAUCAGUACUGUCCGGACUCUUCGAGUUCAUCUUCUCCUAGCCUCUCAAAUGUCUCGUCAUUUCAGCAGAAACAAAGAGUUCGGGAAUUACAACAGGCUGAAAUGUUACGUCUGCAGGAUACUGCGCGUGCUCAUCGGUUGGUUGAACAAGAACUGUGUCAGCGCGUGGGUAUAGCAUGCGAGAAACCACCACCAAAAGACGAUGUUUCUGUAGAUUUCACAUCGGAUGUAUCCCUCGAUGAUCAAACAGAUAGUCAACCAGCACUUCCCUAUAAAUCAAACUUGAUAUCAAUGCAAGUUGCUCAACCUGUUUCAAAUGGCUUGCGGACUAACACAUCAAAAGUUCCAUCAUUCGAUUUAAAUUUCAGCUCACCAAGUUUGACUCACCUUACACUUGCUCAACUUAAAGGUGAGUGCAAGGAGAGGAAUCUACCUCGUGUUGGUUCUAAAAUGCAGUUAAUGCGGUUGUUAAAUCCUUAUCGCCAUGAAAUCUUAGCAAAAUAUUUUCCUGAUUACGUUGUGCCAAACGAUGAAGAAAUCAAAACGGAUUUAAAUGAGUCCUGUCAACCAUCGAGUCAUCAUGAUAUCAUACAAACAAAAGCCUUCUUUCAAAAUCCAGAUUCUUGCCUUCAACAGGAAUUAGGCCUACAACAAACACUUAUGGUAAAUCAUGAGCAACAACUGAUGCGUGUCAAUUUCCAAGAUUUCGAGUCAUCACUGCUACCGCACACUAAACCUUUAGGCAUGUGCACUUCAGUAUUUUCCUCCGGAUCAAAUUUGCCAAAAGAUGUACAAGUAUAUUCUGAUAUGGUUAUCGGGACAAAUUGCUCUAAUGUGUUAAUUGCUCAACCUUGUGUUCCUUUAAGACAUUCUGUUUCUGCACCAUUUUUUUCAGAAGUUGCAUCUAAUUCAUCCUCAACUCAUACAACUCACUUCCAAAUUCCUUCUACGCAAGCUACAACUCUUAUACCGGUUACUUUUCUCGACAGUUCAGUGAGUGAAUCAGAUCGAGAUGCUCAAAUUCCAGUCUCAUCAGUUGGUGGAUUACAGCUUGCUGGAACAACAGCGAAACAAUCAUUUGUAUGCAUGACUCCGAAUUCCUACCUUGAUGCUCAAGUGUCUAAUGCUGAAUUCUGUUCGAACAGUGGAAAUUCCUUGUUUCAUCCAUUGGUAGUGACUAGCCAUGUAUACGAAUCAAACUAUGUAACAUCAAAUCAAAAUUUCCCAAUGUCCAAUUCUAUCGAUAGUUGUUUAUCAUCCUGUAAUAAUGAAACACGCAAUGCGCAUGUCAUUCCUGCACAGAGUUCCUCUGACAACCAAACCCCCGUGUAUUCACAGUUAAAUGCUUCUGGUUCUCCACAGUUAACAACACUUCAUCAAAUUGAAGAGAUGUGGUUAAGAAUUCGACAGCUAAGACGGAAUAUCGCACAGCUGAAAACCUCCCAGGGUGUAUUGAAUGAUACUGAGAAUUCUUCAAAUUCAGGAAAUCUGGCACAUUUACAGCAGGAACACAAUCGUUUAGCUGUACUCUGUCGUCUACUGAUCAUUGAGCGUCUUGACACCUUGGAUGAAAUCAAUGCUGAUGAUUCCAAGAAUUCUCACGAAUCAAACAGUUCAGAUUUUAAAAUUGAAAGAGACUUGCUAAAUUCGUAUCUAAGACGCCUUGGUGGUUCAACUUUGGCAAACAGUAUAUCCUCAUCAAAUACAGAAUCUGCAUCUUUCAAUACAAGUUCAUCGUUACCUGUAAAAUCGAUCUCCAAUACACCUUGUUAUGUUCCAUCUACUACUACUACUACUACGCUACCCAUGCAACAACAACAACAGCAACAACAUUCAACUGUUGGUCACUCGGAUUCUUAUCCAAUGACACCUGAAUCAAGGUAUGAUGACCACGGAAACAAUGAACUUGCCAAAGUUACCGCCUGUAAUGAUUUUAAUGAGAAUAAUGGUGAAGGUAUAAAUUCAGAUCAUACGGAAAUAUUGUUCAACUGUGGUCAAUUGAACGCCGGGAAACAAAACUCUUCAGAUUCUCAAAGUUCUCCUGUUUCUCGUCUUUUAAAAACACACACUUAUGAUGAUGCCCCUCUAGAACAGUUACCUUCACCAAUGACUACAGAUCUACUAUUCGAAUUAUGGAAUAGUGUUGUAGAGGAUAAUAAUGCUGACCAGUGGAAGACAAACAUGACAGACUCUAGUGAUGUGAAUAUGACCGAAGAAGUCAGUCAAAGAAAUAAUGGAUUAUCUUCAUCCGACCCAAUACUACUAACCUGUGGAACACCUACAAAUAAUUCUGCUUCUACUCCCACCACUGCUGUUACAAAUAAUUCUCGUGAUUCUUCUGGCUUUAACUCGUUUUCAAAAAGUGAUAUCCAAAAUAAAUCUUUACAGAACAGUGAUAUAGUGAAUUUUACAGAGGAUCUUUGUCAUACAGUGAGGAAUUCUACUGGUCACUGUUGUGGUACAGAGAAAUAUGGUUCUUUAUCCACAGUUUCCGUUAGUCCUAGUAUGGUUACAGUUCACUGUGGACGGGAUUAUUCAACAGCAAACGGGGUUCAUAUGUCAGUUCAGUCGUCGAACAAUUUGUAUAUACCUGUUGUAAAGCAUCAACAGGCGAAUAACUUGUCUUCUUCAAUUCCAUCAAAUCAAAAUUUUUUACUACAUCCAGCAUUCUACUCCCAAAAGUCCGCUCAUCAUUCCAAUGCAAGUGUAUCGAACAGCCUGAAUGGCGAGUUGAAUUCUUCAUCACACUCACAUCCUCCUGUCUGGUGUGGUCUCGCGGCGCCGCCGGCGGCGGCUGGUGGUAGUAGUGUUGCAAAUAUUUCAAAUGGAAGUUUUGAUCUGCCAAAGAAUACUCCUCCUACUCCUGCUUCAACUAAUAAGCAGGAUAGCCUCUCACACUACUCUGAGCUGCUUAGUGUAUGCUCAAUAAACUCGGAUUCAGUGUCACAAACGUCGUAUACACCGGCUACAGAGUUGACCGAUACACUUUUCGGAUCAUUCGAUGAUUCUGGUUUAGUGGAAUUAAUGGAUACUACGGAUUCUUCGUCAGUUGGAUCAUUUCCUGUUUCACUGAGUUUAAACUGGUCAAUAGGUACUUGAUGAUGAUCCAUGUUUGAAAUGUGUGUUGGACACUUUUGAAUUCCUUCCUGCUGACAACUUUUUGUGUGAAAAGUUAUUGUCUUCGUAUAAAAAGUAGUCACUGAACUGUCUGUCUUUCUUUGCCACCCCCACCCCACCUCUCUCUGUCUCUCUCUCUCUCUAUUUAUUCAUAUUAUAUAUAGGAUGGAUUAACUAACAUCUCUGAUGAAAUCUCUUAACUAACUCUACUUUGUAUUUAUAGUGUUAUUGCAAUGCCUUCAUAACAACAUGCUUCGCUCCAUCUUAUCGUCCUCUGUUUUUUCCCCCAAGUUGUAUUGUCGAGUUAAGUCUUGAUGUCACAACUUAGACAAACCUAAGAACUAGAGAUUUUUACUAAGUUUAUUUAUUUAUUUAUUCCUCUUCCUAGUGUAUGUUCAUUAUAUACUCGUGUUAUUCACAAUUGAUGUAAAGUAAUUAGGGUUUGGCUUAGACACUCUUCGCGUACACC
This is a messenger RNA of Trichobilharzia szidati, 4366 nucleotides long. The record is from the annotation of a GenBank genome assembly. NCBI's taxonomy places the organism in Eukaryota, Metazoa, Platyhelminthes, Trematoda, Strigeidida, Schistosomatidae.